Messenger RNA from Acipenser ruthenus (sterlet), 4260 nucleotides. RefSeq names its product solute carrier family 12 member 1-like. Gene Ontology annotation, cellular component: membrane. Gene Ontology annotation, biological process: chloride ion homeostasis; sodium ion transmembrane transport; potassium ion import across plasma membrane. The transcript has 26 exons. The record is from RefSeq and is a predicted model, not a curated record. NCBI's taxonomy places the organism in Eukaryota, Metazoa, Chordata, Actinopteri, Acipenseriformes, Acipenseridae. Bases 232 to 3483 code for a protein of 1083 amino acids. Gene Ontology annotation, molecular function: sodium:potassium:chloride symporter activity.
CAAAAGAAAAAAAACACAUUUUAAGGAGACGAAUAGUGACCGAAGUCUAGGACAGGCUGGCACAGAACACGGUACCAAAUCUUAAACAGGUAUAGGAUCAAGAUAAUGUCUUCUAGAUAAACACUGCAGUAAGUUAGGAAGUGUCUGAAGUAGGCAAAGUUGUAAUAUAUAUAGAUAGAUAUCGCAUCUGUACAUCAAUCUAGAAAGAGAAAUUUAAACACAAAUUUAGUAAUGGAUGGAAAUCAUCAGAGUCCCACACGAUUUCAUGUUAACAGAGUGACCGACAACCAUGACACAAAUGCAGCUUUUCAAGAAACCAGUGAUGCCCCUCCACAUUAUGAAGAAACUUCAUUUGCAGAUGGAAGAAGUGUGCACAGGAUAAGUUUCAGACCUGAUGAAAGAGCUGUAUACAACAGCAUCAUUCACAAUGAGGGUGGAUUCCAUCCUUAUGACACCAUUUCCAAUCCCUAUUAUCUGCAAACAUUUGGUCACAACACCAUGGACCCAGUGCCCAGGAUUGAUUUCUACAGGAACACAGGCAGUGUCAGUGGAGACAAAAUCACCAGGCCGACCCUGGAAGAUCUUCAUGAAGUAUUCAAAAAAAAUGUCGCAGCUGCAGCCCCAGGUUGUCCAGAUGGGGCAGCCAACAGGGAUGGAGAGCCUGCUGAUGAAGAAGCAGCAAAGAAGGAAGAAACCCAAGGAGGAUUUGUGAAGUUCGGCUGGGUGAAGGGGGUGUUGGUAAGAUGUAUGCUGAACAUCUGGGGAGUGAUGCUCUUUAUUCGUCUCUCAUGGAUUUUCGGCCAAGCUGGUAUAGGUCUGGGAGUCAUCGCCAUUGGCUUAAGCGUGGUAGUCACUACCCUAACAGGUUUAUCUAUGUCUGCUAUUUGCACCAAUGGAGUUGUCAGAGGAGGCGGUGCUUAUUAUCUCAUAUCCAGAAGUUUAGGACCAGAGUUUGGUGGGUCUAUAGGUCUGAUUUUUGCAUUUGCAAAUGCAGUGGCUGUAGCCAUGUAUGUCGUGGGGUUCGCUGAAACUGUUGUGGACCUUCUUAAAGAGAGUGAUGCAUUGAUGGUGGACGUGACAAAUGAUAUCAGAAUCGUUGGAUGCAUUACAGUGGUGUUGCUGCUUGGGAUCUCUUUAGCUGGAAUGGAAUGGGAGGCAAAGGCUCAGGUCCUUCUACUGGUAAUUCUGCUAGUGGCUAUUUUUAACUUCUUCGUUGGAUCAGUCAUCCCCACCAACGAAGAAAAGAAAGCCAGAGGAUUUUAUAAUUAUGACGGUGCUAUAUUUGCAGAAAACUUUGGACCCGACUUUAGAGAUGGAGAAGGCUUCUUUUCUGUUUUUGCCAUCUUCUUCCCAGCAGCUACAGGCAUUCUUGCUGGAGCCAACAUCUCUGGUGAUCUAGAGGAUCCACAAGUCGCUAUCCCCAAAGGAACAAUGUUGGCUAUUUUCAUAACAACCAUUACCUACCUUGCUGUUGGGAUUUGCGUAUCUGCCACUGUUGUGCGAGAUGCAACUGGCAGUCUUAAUGACACCAUCACCCCUGGGAUGGCCUGUAAUGGAUCAGCAGCCUGUUCUCUGGGAUACGACUUCUCAUCUUGCAAGACUGAACAUUGUGACUUUGGUCUAAUGAACAACUUCCAGGUGAUGAGCAUGGUGUCUGGAUUUGGUCCUCUUAUAACUGCAGGGAUUUUUUCCGCCACCCUGUCCUCAGCCUUGGCUUCACUCGUUAGUGCACCAAAGGUGUUUCAGGCUCUUUGUAAAGACAACAUCUACAAGGCACUCCACUUCUUUGCUAAAGGGCACGGCAAGAACAACGAGCCUCUCAGAGGAUAUGUUCUGACCUUCAUUAUUGCUGUUGCAUUUAUUCUGAUUGCUGAACUGAACACAAUUGCACCCAUCAUCUCCAACUUUUUCUUGGCUUCAUAUGCCCUCAUCAACUUCUCCUGCUUCCAUGCUUCCUAUGCCAAAUCACCAGGUUGGAGACCGGCUUAUAAGUAUUACAAUAUGUGGGUGUCGCUGUUUGGGGCCAUGCUGUGCUGUGGUGUGAUGUUUGUCAUCAAUUGGUGGGCAGCUUUGAUCACCUAUGCCAUUGAGAUCCUCCUCUAUAUUUAUGUAACAGUCAAGAAGCCAGAUGUGAACUGGGGGUCAUCCUCCCAGGCUAUUACUUUUGUUAAUGCUCUGAAUGACGCACUGGUUUUAACUGCGGUGGACGACCAUGUGAAAAACUUCAGACCGCAGUGUAUCGUGUUGACAGGAGAUCCAAAGACUAGACCGGCUCUGCUUGAUAUUGCCCAUUCAUUCACCAAGAACUAUGGGCUGUGCAUCACCAGCAAAGUGUUUGUUGGGCCACGAAUACAGACGGUGAAAGAAAUGAACAGCUCCAUGGAAAAGAACCAGACCUGGCUGAACAGCAAAAAAAGGAAAGCUUUCUAUGCAGCAGUGGCCUGUGAUAACUUCCGUGAGGGAGUUAGGAGUCUUCUUCAAGCUUCAGGUGUUGGUCGCAUGAGGCCUAACACACUGGUGAUUGGAUUCAAAAAAGACUGGAGAGAUUCCAGACCCAAGGAUAUAGAGAACUAUGUUGGUGUUUUACACGAUUCAUUUGAUUUUGAGUAUGGAGUAGUGAUGGUAAGGAUCAGCCAAGGGUUUGACAUCUCUCAGGUUCUGCAGGUGCAAGAAGAGCUGGAGAGGCUGGAGCUGGAGCGGCAGGCACUUGAGGCUGCCAUUAAAGAGGAGGAAUUUAAAGAGGGGAAGCAUGGAAUCCGUGGCCUGUUCAACAAAGCCAGCAAGUUUAAAAUGUCUAAGCCAGAUUCAAAAGAGACCACCAUGAACUCAGCUCAAUCAAUGCAUGUGGGAGACAUUAACCAAAGGCUUAUGGAGGCAAGCACCCAGUUCAAAAAGAAGCAAGGCAAAGGCACCAUUGAUGUGUGGUGGCUGUUUGAUGAUGGUGGCUUGACAUUGCUGAUCCCUUACAUCCUAACAACAAGAAAGAAGUGGAAAGACUGCAAGAUUAGGGUCUUUAUGGGUGGAAAGGCCAAUCGUAUUGAUGAAGACAAGGCAGCAAUGAUUUCACUCCUGAGCAAAUUCAGAAUACAGUUUGUUGACCUUUAUGUUGUUGGAGACAUCAACACUAAACCAACUAAGGAGAGCUGGAAAUUCUUUGAAGAAAUGAUUGAGCCCUAUUGUCUCCAUGAAUGCUCCAAAGACCCUGCAACAGCUGACAUGCUGAAGAAGGAAAGCCCUUGGAAAAUCAAGGAUGCAGAGCUGGAAAUGUGCAAGGAAAAGAAUUACCGGCAGGUUCGUCUCAAUGAACUGCUCCAGGAGAACUCCAGAGCAGCUAACCUCAUCAUUAUGAGCUUGCCUAUAGCAAGAAAGGGGUCUGUCUCUGAUUACCUGUACAUGGCCUGGCUGGAAAUUCUUACGAAGAACCUGCCUCCCAUCAUGCUGGUCAGAGGCAACCACAAGAGUGUGCUGACAUUCUAUUCUUAACAAAUGCACAACACAUUUAGACACAUUUUUAAUGUUUAAAACAAAAUCUAAUCAGCUGUAAUAAUAAAAAGAAUUCUGACAACAAAGUGAACAACUGGCAUCUACUGCCAUCUAGUGAUAACCCUGUUUUAUGCACUGUAUUGAAAACUAAAUUGUCAAAAAAAAAAAACUGGUGCUGCAAAGAUUAUUAUUAUUUGUUUAUUUAGCAGACACCUUUAUCCAAGGCGACUUACAAAGACUAAGGUAUGUGAACUAUGCAUUAGCUGCAGAGUCUCUUACAACAAUGUCUCACCUGAAAGACAAGGAGCACAAGGAGAGGAAGUGACUUGCUUGGGGUCACACAGUAAAUCAGUGAGGCAGGAUUUGAACCAGGGACCACCUGGUUACAAGCUAUUUUCUUUAACCACUGGACCACACCUUAUACCAACACACAAUUGUAUUGAUCUUCUCUACACUUUUGUAAUUUAUCAUAUUAAAAUUACUGAGGUGAUGUUCCAAACAAACUCUUGAAAUGUAUUACUUGUUCAAAUCCUAUUAUUAUACAUAGAGGCUAACUCCAUAACUGGUGAGCAAAAAAAAUGACUUUGUUCCAUUUGAACUAAUAUUUUCUUCAAGCCUUUUUUUUAUUCCUUGUAAUAUUCCUCCUCUAAACGUGUCCAGACAUAACUUAUAAAAUCAAUGUAUAUCAAAAAUUGUCUUCAAAUAUGCCAAGCCAUGUUGUGCAACUUUUCUUUCAAUAAUAUUUCUGCAGUGUGAUUUUUAAAUACUUUAAAUACU